Patiria miniata (bat star) is the source of this 3516-nucleotide messenger RNA. RefSeq names its product tRNA-dihydrouridine(20a/20b) synthase [NAD(P)+]-like (gene dus4l). The transcript is spliced from 3 exons. Gene Ontology annotation, biological process: tRNA processing. The record is from RefSeq and is a predicted model, not a curated record. Lineage: Eukaryota; Metazoa; Echinodermata; Asteroidea; Valvatida; Asterinidae. Gene Ontology annotation, molecular function: flavin adenine dinucleotide binding; tRNA dihydrouridine synthase activity. Bases 399 to 1412 code for a protein of 337 amino acids.
GCCAUAGAAAUGAAAUACCGACAUCUCGUGUCGAUGUAUCGAUCACUAGUCUCUGUACAAAACGCAUCGAGACUUCGCCGGCUUUCAAAAUGCGUUCGUAUACGUUGAAAUUUAUUACAUGCAUACAAUGGUGGCUUGAUUCAAGACUAGUGGAUAAUCGUGGAUUUAAAGAUGGCGGACGACACGAGCGAAGUGAGAAAUCCGGCCGGAGUGUCGAUUUCACGAUGACUUUAAUCCAUUUUCACUUGCACAGAAUGGAAACCCUCCACGUGUAAUGCAAGCGACGUUGAAAGACAAUGCAACUGAACAACCAGACACUUAUCUGGCCUCUUUGGUGGAUUUUCAUAGAUGAUGGCUGAUUUGAUACUCUAACUGACAGUCCUGAAAUCUUGUACAAGAUGGCAGAUAAGGGACAGAACAGCAAUAUGCCUCACCAAUAUCAGUCAGUUCAAGAACUGUUUGAGCAGAAGAAACCUUUGAAAAUCUGUGCACCAAUGGUGAGAUACUCCAAACUGGCUUUCCGAACAUUGGUUCGGAGGUACGGUUGCGACCUUGCAUUCACACCGAUGAUUAUGUCCAAUAGUUUUGUUAGAUCAGUGAAAGCCAGGGACAAUGAAUUUACGACGAACAAAGGAGAUAGACCUCUCAUUGUACAGUUUGCAGCUAAUAAUGGUAAGGAUCUUGCCGAUGCAGCUGAAUUGAUAGCUCCUCAUGCGGAUGGGGUCGACCUUAACUGUGGUUGUCCGCAGAAAUGGGCGAUGUGUGAUGGCUACGGUGCUCAUCUGAUAAAGAAACCCGAGCUGAUCAGAGACAUGGUGAGACAGACAAAGGCCAGGGUGGGGAGGUCGGACUUCACCACUUCCAUCAAAAUCAGGAUCCACCCCAAUCUGAGAGAUACCGUUGAUCUUUGCCAAAAGGCAGAAAGCGUGGGAGUUUCCUGGAUAGCGGUGCACGGACGGACCUCUCGUGAGCGAGCUGAGCCUGCCAAUCAGGAUGCAAUCAAACUGAUCAAGGAGAGUGUGGGCGUUCCCGUGAUUGCCAAUGGAGACAUCAGGAGUCUGGAGGACGUGCAGCGAGUCUGUGACCAGACCAACGCGGAUGGUGUUAUGGCGGCAAGGGGGAUGCUAGAGAACCCAGCCAUGUUUGCCGGGUACAGCACGACGCCAGCCCACUGCGUCCAGCAGUGGUUGGAUAUCUCCCUGGCGCUCGGUACCCCGUUUCAGUGUUUCCACCAUCACCUCAUAUACAUGAUGGACAAGGUGGUCAUGAGAGCAGACAAGCGAGUCUUCAACGUUCUAACCAGCACCGCUUCCGUCCUAGAUUACCUUGACGAGAACUACGACAUAAGACCCUCGUCAGAGUUCUCAACUGACAUCCAGAGUACCAAGGGAUCAAGUGAUGGGAUAAUUUAGGGAUGGUCUGUCAGCAGUCUAGAAAAACAAAUCACUGGCAUCAAAAAGUAGAUGAGGCAAAGCUCAACCGUCUAAAAGGAAAAACUGGCAGGAAAAUCAACGCCAAGGACAUGCUCCUGUCUCUGGGUAGAUCCAAGGAGGAUGCCUUGAACCGCUUCGUGUCCCAGGAUUCCUCCACUAUGGUCUCCAUGGAGGAGACUGAGGGGUCAGAGGUGAGGACUAGCAGUGAACUGAAGAGGAGGAUGUUCCCUGAGCAGCCUUUGACCUCUGAGGAGCUGCAGUGUCUGUUGGAGAGAGACAGUCUAAACCAGACGGGAGUGGUCGAGGACAUCUCGCCGAUGCAUUCGGGUGGAUCCUCCCCAUGAGCUGUAAAUGGUCUGGGAGGGUUGCAGAUGUGCAGACAGUGUGAACUCUAGUUAAAGUUAAACCCCCCUCGUGGCAGCUGAAACACUCCGCCCCCCCCCCCUUGAUUCAAACCUGGAUCAGCCCCUGAACUCUGUCAGUGCUUACACUGCUUAAGACAUACAUAGUUUGUCCAAGAUGGCAAGAGAAACAGGAAGUCUGAAAAGGCCAGGCUGCGUUUGAUCGAAUACCCUCUAAUUAUGAUGAUGAACAGUUAAAGUAGUGUAUGCUAGUGUGUGUAUGUGUGUGAUGUCGGAUUGUUUUCCCCAUUAAGCAUACAGCACCAAUUUACAAUACCAUGGUGCCAGGGCAAGAUUUCUUUUCUUCUGAUGGGGGGGGGGGGGGGGUAUAGGGUGCUAUAUAGGCCAUCAGCCUCGGUCCAAAAUGUUGGCCACCGGUAUCAAAUGAGGGGAAUAAUUGCUAUACAAUGUAGCUAGUUUUGGCAAGGUAUACACCUCCAGAGUUGGAAAAUAUGUGAUAGCAUUGCAACGGUGGCAGCUUUUUGGGUGUUAUCACCCUAUUUUUCUUCAAAAUGGCCAUCAAAAUGCUUGUUACCACUCUAGGGGCAGUAUACCUUGCACAUGCGCACUAUAAUCAUUUAUGCCCCGAUUUGAUACUGACCAAACCCCUAGACUGAUGGCCUAAUAUAAUAGGGAUGACUACUUAACACCGUCUGAGGCUGUCUGUCAGCCAGGUUGCGAGGUCAGGGAAGGGUAGAAGGGGGGGUUGGUCGGCUAAAACGAGGAGUGGGGCUUCAACUCCUUCAGCCCCCCCCCCCCCCCACACCCACCCCGCAAGUAUUUCCAAAUGUGGACAAGUAAUCUGUUUUUGUUUCCAUCUCCUGUGAUAAGUUAAACACUGCCUGGUGCAUGUGCUGUUAUUAACUCACUUUUGUGGGUAAAAUUCUGUUUAGAACUUCUGUUCAGAGGGGUAGAAAUAGUUGAAUUGUAUAGAAUUAGUUGAAUAGAGGGGGAAAGUUGAAUUGUAUUUUAAAACUAAAAUUUCUUCUUUUUAUGAGCAACAACUUUUAGAUCCAAUAAAAAUGCUUUGGGAAGAAAUAUUUCAAGCAAUAAAAACACUGGUUUAAAGGUUAUUGCACAAUAGAGUAUCAAUGCAACUAUGGACACAUGAAAAUAUAACAUCUGUAGGCCUAUCAGGAUUUGAAAUGCCAAUCAAAUAUUAAUUUAUUGCAAUAAACGUUCCAUACCAAAUAUUUACAAUACACACACAAAUCCAUUAAAAGAAACCUUGAAAAUCGCACAAUGUAGAGCCUCACGAAAAAAAAAUUGUAUUUAAAAACACCUUAAAAAUUGCAAACAUUUCAAGCUGCAUACAUUUUUGUGUACAGUUUAACAUCAGAAACCAAGCGUAAUAUCAAACUUUGAAAAUAAUCUCCUCGGUCAGUCUGCACACACUUUGCUUAAUACUUGCACACUCAUGCUCAUUUUGCUCAAAGAAAAUUGCGAUGUAGCCAGAUACAAACUUUUUAACCAUUUUUAACUCGCAAUAAAACCCUGUAGAUCUCUCACUACAAUACAUAUGUUUUCUGUUAGAUCUUCCAUACUUUAUUAAGCUGCUUCCAUUGUUGGUGCAUAGUCCUUUGUUUGCUGUAAUUGUCUUAGUUGGUAACCUGAAAUAAUUUCCAAGGCAAUUUUGAAACUUUGCAGUCGUGAGUAAAAGAAUAAAGGUCAUUUGAAAAAGC